Helianthus annuus (common sunflower) is the source of this 795-nucleotide messenger RNA. RefSeq lists its product as uncharacterized. The record is from RefSeq and is a predicted model, not a curated record. NCBI's taxonomy places the organism in Eukaryota, Viridiplantae, Streptophyta, Magnoliopsida, Asterales, Asteraceae. Bases 3 to 545 code for a protein of 180 amino acids. The transcript is spliced from 2 exons.
UAAUGGAAGUGGACCGGUCGGUACGUAAGUAUCCGGCUCAUUCUGAUAACGACCGACGACCCUACCUUGUACGAAGCCAUUGCUACAAAUCAAGAAAACAACAACUGCAGCAGAAAUCAAGAAUGGCGAACCUCUUCAUUACCCUCUGUAUCUUCACAUUCAUCAUCACCGUCAAAGCUUGGACCGGUGAAAUUCACGGCCGAGUUGUCUGCGACGUCUGCGCCGAUGGUUCCGUCGGCCCUGAAGAUCACGUCUUAGAAGGUGCAGAGGUUGCGGUUCUUUGCAUAACAAAAUCUGGGGAAGUUUUAAAUUACCAAGCUUUUACAAAUUCAAGGGGGAUAUACACAGUUGCUGAAACGAUGCCCGAGAGUGAAAGGUGGGAUGCCUGUUUGGCAAGGCCUAUUAGCAGUUUCCAUGAACACUGCACUCAUCUUGGAGACGGGUUUUCAGGCGUCAAAUUUAGUUACAAUCAUGUAUCGGGCUACUCGCAUGCUGUCAAACCGUUUGUGUAUCGGCCCGCAAGUAUUCCAAUCUACUGUGGCUGAAUCUCGAGUGUUUGUUUAUCACUUUAUGCUAAUAAUAUGGCAGAAGUUAUUUUGUAUUUAGUUUGUAAAAUGGAAGUGGAUAAAUUGGAGUAGGGUUGUAGGGAUAUGGUAUUGUUUGGCUGGUUAAUGCUGUUAACAACCUGCCAUUGUGGAAGGGCUGCUGAUGACGGAGAUCUUGUAAUAAGUAGUAUAAGUUGUUAAGUUUUAUAUUUAUAAACUAUUUCUAUAUAAGGUUAUAAGUUUCUCAAAA